Messenger RNA from Paramecium tetraurelia, 1007 nucleotides. RefSeq lists its product as uncharacterized. The record is from RefSeq and is a predicted model, not a curated record. Lineage: Eukaryota; Ciliophora; Oligohymenophorea; Peniculida; Parameciidae. Gene Ontology annotation, cellular component: U2-type prespliceosome; U1 snRNP. Gene Ontology annotation, biological process: mRNA splice site recognition. The transcript has 4 exons. Gene Ontology annotation, molecular function: mRNA binding.
AUGUGCGAAGAUUCUCGAGCACUCCUUGAUGAACUUUUUGGAAAGGAGAGAAAUGUGAUUGCGAGUAAGAGGAAAAAUGAUGCUCAUUAUUGGAAUGAUGAUGUGUGCAAGAAUAUACUAGUUUCGAAGUGUUUCAAUGAUCUUUGGAAGCAUACAAAGUAUGAUCAUGAGGGAGAAUGCAAUAAGAGACAUGAUCAAUUCUUCAUAAAUGAAUUCAACAGUGACAGGAGUCUGAAGAAGCAAUAGAGAGAGAAGAAAUACAUAGAAGAAGCGAUAGCCUACAUCCAAGACAAGUUGAAGGAAGUAGACAAGAUAUUGACCAAGCAUGAAGAGUAAGUUGAAUAAUCAAGCAAACUGUAAGUGGCGGAUAGACCCAAGGAAAUUUAAGAUAGACUUGACAAUAUGGAAAGAUAGAUUAAUCUAUUGACAGAUUAGAGUGAGAAGAUGGGGGAAUAAGGAAAAAUAGACGAGUCAGAAAGAUUGAUCAUGGAGGCAGACAAUUUAAAGAAGGCUCGAGAAGAUGUAUUACUUGCAUAUGAGGGUACAAACAAUCCAUUUAAAACAUAUAAAAUUUGUGAGGUGUGUGGGGCAAGACAAUCUCUCUAUGAGACAGAGAAUAAAGUCAAAACACAUCUAGAUGGAAGAAUACAUCAAGGGUUUUCAACAAUUAGAGUGGAAUUACAAAAGUUGCAGGUUCGUAGAUUGGUUUUGGAGAAGAUAUUGGAAGAGGAAGCUCGGAAGUAGGAAUUCAAGGAGGAUAUUGCAAAGGAUAAGGAGUAGGAGAGAGAGAAGUAGAAAGAUAAGAAGGAAAAGGAGAGAUCAAGGAGUAGAGAGAAUUCAAGAGAGAAGAGUAAGAAAAAAAGCAGUAAAAAGAAGAAUAAAGAUAAAGAAAAAGAAAAAGAAAGGAGUAAGUCAAGAAAACAUAGCAAGAAACACCACAAGUAUUGAAAUAUAACAGUCAAUAUAUAUAUAUAGUUAUUUGUGUUAAAUAAUAUUUUACAUUCCUU